This is a messenger RNA of Lacerta agilis (Sand lizard), 2684 nucleotides long. It is a transcript of the gene SLC16A6, whose product is annotated as solute carrier family 16 member 6. NCBI's taxonomy places the organism in Eukaryota, Metazoa, Chordata, Lepidosauria, Squamata, Lacertidae. Gene Ontology annotation, biological process: monocarboxylic acid transport; transmembrane transport. The record is from RefSeq and is a predicted model, not a curated record. Bases 375 to 1949 code for a protein of 524 amino acids. The transcript is spliced from 6 exons. Gene Ontology annotation, molecular function: monocarboxylic acid transmembrane transporter activity.
CCCCAGAGGGACCCCCCUUCUCGAAAAGCUAGGCGCGAACGGUGCACCCCGCUGGGCAUGGGGCAACCUUGGCACCGGCGGAGAGAGCCUUGUGUCGGGUAACGGGGGUUGGGGAGCAGCGACCUGCUCCUCUCUUCCCCGCCGAAGCGAAGAGGGUCUGUCUGAGGCACAGGCUCCACCCUAUCCAAAAGGGGUCUCGAAACUGAGGCGGCAGAAGGGUUGCGUGUUCCUCCCAGGCCACCUCAGCAUGUUACUGACCGGGUCAUAGGCCAAAGCUGCACUUCUCUGCAGCUCGGGGAGGAAUUUUUUUUUUCCUUCCUCGGUUUCCUCUGCCCAAGUAACUGCAGCUGCAGCAUCUACCGACUCGGUUAAAAAUGACUGUCAAAGCAACAAGAAUGUCAUGCCUUGCUCCCAAUGUUUAUACUAAAGUGCCUGAUGGAGGAUGGGGCUGGAUUGUGGCUUUUGCUUUCUUCUUUGUGGAAGCCCUGACAUACGGCAUCAUCAAGUCUUUUGGAGUCUUCUUUAUAGACCUAAUGGAAUGUUUUGAUGAAAGCAACAGCAGGAUAUCGUGGAUUAUCUCAAUAUGCGUUUUUGUACUAACAUUUACAGCUCCUCUUUCUACAGUACUGACAAAUCGUUUUGGUCAUCGCCUGGUGGUGGUGAUUGGAGGUUUACUGAUCAGUACUGGGAUGGUCACAGGCUCCUUUGCACGCACAGUUGUUGAAAUGUACAUCUCCAUUGGCAUAGUCUCAGGCUUAGGAUACUGCCUUGCUUUUCUGCCUACAGUCACCAUUCUGUCACAGUACUUUGACAAGAAGCGUUCACUAGUCACAGCGGUAGCUUCCACAGGAGAAUGCUUUGCGGUCUUCUCUUUUGCACCAGCUAUCACUGCUUUGAAGGAGCACAUUGGCUGGAGGCACAGCCUCCUGUUGGUUGGCCUAAUGCAGCUUGGAAUUGCGGCCUGUGGAUUCUUGCUGCGGCCCAUCAUAAUCAAAGCGCAGGAAGAAGCGAGUGUGUUGGCAGCCGAAGAGCACGGACAGACCAAAUACAUGCUUGAAAAUGAACAGACACGCACCUCCAUAGAUUCCAUUGACUCAGGUGUAGAAGUAACUACCUCACCUCGCAACACGCCUAGAGAUGCCAAAUCGGAACUGAAGAGCGAGGGGCCACCAAAGGAAAUCACAGAGGUGCUCAUAGAAGCUAGUAGCAUCCCUGCCAAGGAACCAAAACCUCAACUCCUAGACUUCUCUGUGAUGAAAGACCAUGGCUUUAUUUGCUACGCACUUUUUGGUUUAUUUGCUACUCUGGGAUUCUUUGCUCCUUCCCUAUACAUCAUUCCACUUAGCAGGAGCCUUGGAAUAGACAAGGACCACUCCGCAUACAUACUCUCAGCGAUGGCAAUCGCCGAGGUCUUUGGCAGAAUCAGCGCCGGCUGGGUCCUCAACAAAAAGCCUAUCCGAAAAAUUUACAUUGAACUCAUCUGUGUCGUUCUGCUGGAUAUCGCCCUCUUUGCCUUCCCUUUUGCGUACAAUUUUUGGGGACUAAUGAUAUGUAGCAUUUACUUCGGGUUCAUGCUUGGGACAGUGGCAGGUACACACAUCCCUAUGUUGGCUGAAGAUGACGUCGCCGGCAUAGAGAAGAUGUCCUCCGCUGCGGGAGUUUACGUAUUUAUUCAAAGUUUAUCAGGGUUGGCUGGACCACCUCUUGCAGGUAUGUUAGUGGAUACCACAAAGAACUAUAGCUCUGCAUUUUAUUCCUGUGCUGCUGGGAUGCUGCUGGCUGCCGUCUUCCUUUCUUUGGUGAGGCCUUGCAGGAAGGUACGUCAAAGGAAGAAGGACUCAGUAGAAGAGAACGUGUCAAGGCCUUUGCAGGAAGUACCUGAAGACUUUAUAGAGCCUGAUCUUGGAAAAAACGAGGAUUCUUCAAGAAGCAGUGAUAGCGUGGCCUGAGUAUUUUUUUUACACACAUACAGAGAGUUUAGAUUGGGGGGCGCAAAGCCAUAGCUGUGAACUUUUCCCUUUUCUUGCGAGGAAUCCUAUUUGAAAUAAGGGAAUUUCCCUUUAAAAAAGGGGAAAGGUUGACAGCUAAGCACGUCAGCCCUGAUCCACACCUUCUCAAAUCUACACUUUAAAGGGAAUGCAAAAUCAUAAAUGUGAACAGAUGCUAUCAACCCUUUCAGAAAGAUUUAUUGUUAGAUAGGGUUUUUUUUUGUAUAAACACCUCAAAUUCUGAUGCCCCCUCCCCCAUUGACCUCCAUUAAGCGCACUCCUAUCUAGCAUGAAGUUGUGGUUCAAGUUAUCAUAUUCCCGAUUCCAAAAUCACGGGGAAGAAACCAACUAUUGCAUUAGACAAAGAGCAAAGAUGUGUCUUGUAACAAAACCAAGUUAUUUUGAACUUUUUAGUUGUUUUAAAAUCAGGUUAAAGAGUAGAUACUAAUUUCAGAGAAUGGGGGGGGGGUAAAGGGGGGUUGAGCUAAAUGAUAUAUCGAAGAGAAUUAACGGUUUUGUUUUUAAAACUUGUUUGAACUUCAUAUAGGUUGGGAAGUUGGAGGUUACUGUUCUAUUUUUACGGCCAGUUAUUGUGGAUAUUUCAUGGGACCAUUAUCUUUCCAGAUUUAACACUUCCUACAGUCCAACCCUAUCUUAUGUUUAUUCAGAACUUUUCAGUGCUUUCAACAGGGCAUU